Messenger RNA from Cricetulus griseus (Chinese hamster), 3220 nucleotides. NCBI's taxonomy places the organism in Eukaryota, Metazoa, Chordata, Mammalia, Rodentia, Cricetidae. The record is from RefSeq and is a predicted model, not a curated record.
UACUCCAGCACCUCCAGCCGACCCUAGAACCGCCACAAGCACCAUGUUAGACCUUUGAAGUAGUGCCCGAUCUGCAGCAACCAUGGUGCUUGGGUGGGCAUCAGACAGGCAAAGUGCCACUAAACGCUCUGUGACUGACUAGACUGGCAGACCCAAACUACCCCUGGACCGUGAAUGGGGCCCGGUGUAAUGCUAGACUCUUUCAGCACCCCUGUUUCUGGAUGUUGUGGAGAAAAUGCUUCAGGCUCUGUAACCUUUACUAGGCCCUUUGGUCCCCUGGUCUCUAGACAGUUAGAUGCAGCUGUUCUGACUGGUUCAGACUCCUCACCUUGCUUCCCCUCCCUAGUCCAGCCCUGACCUGGCCCCCAGGGAGAAUUUCCCCGGGCCAGAGGAAGGCCUAAGGCACAGGUGCCCACCCCAGCGAAGUUCCCGCCACCUGCCCAGUCCAGUACCCAGGGCCCAACCCCAGAGGGUGCGGAAUGACAGACUCUGACAAUCAUUAAACUAGCCAGGCCUGAUUUCCCAGCACCGCCUGCUAGGAUCUGGGCCAAGUGGCAGGGAAUAUGCAAAUCACCUGGGACCGGGAGCCCGGUCUGAAGGAAAUCCCCUUCAUCCAAUGAGCCACCAGCUCAGGUUACAACUGGGGACGCACACCGAAGACCUGGCGGGGAGGAGCUGGCGCACUGCUCUAUUUAGUGCGGGUGGGGGAGCGCUCUGGUCACACUCUCCACUGCUACCUGGCGGAGCCUUCAGCCGCCUAGAUUUCUUCCCUUCCUGUGGCCUCAGAAGCCUUCUUACCCGCCUGCCACAUCGAACUCUGACUCUCGGUAGGGUCACAUUCCCUAACUCUGGCCCCGGGAACCGUCCAGUGGAUUUACAAUUCUGAACUUAAAUACUCUAGCUUGGAGCUUCCUAGCCGGAGUGUUAGGUCUGUGUGGGUGUUCCAGGACUGGCCAGAGACCAGAUCAGUGUCUUGGAGGGACAGGGUGGCUGGCUUCUUUGGUUCAAGGGCCCAGGUGAUUUGUGGAGGGAGCCCCAGCAGAGUUGAUCUCAUGGUUCCACCCUGCUUGAGAUUAUUUUUUUUGGAGCGGAAUUUCCCAGUUUGGCGCUGGCUGGCCUGGUGCUUCUGGGCUCAAGAGAUCAUCCAACCUCAGCUUCCCAAGUAGCUGGUUCUUCGGGGUCUUUUUGAAGGGAGAAUGUCUACAGCGACGCUGAACUCCUUCCUGCCUCUUGGCUGUAGCUGCCCAGGCUUGGCCAGCACAGAGUAAUGGAAGUGCGCCUUGCCCUGCAACCUCACCAUCUUGUCUCCUCUUCCCAGGGGGCCUCAUGGCUGCCACCUGUGAGAUCAGCAACGUUUUUAGUAACUACUUCAACGCCAUGUACAGUUCAGAAGACCCCACCCUGGCCUCUGCUCCUCCAGCGACUGCCUUCGCCUGCGAUGACUUGGUGUUGACUAUGAACAACCCCCAGAUGUCGCUGGAAGGUCCAGAGAAGGCAAGCUGGUCAGGCCAGCAGCCCCAGUUCUGGUCCAAGACCCAGGUUUUGGACUGGAUCAGCUACCAAGUGGAGAAGAACAAGUAUGACGCCAGUUCCAUUGACUUCUCGAGAUGUGAUAUGGACGGCGCCACCCUCUGCAGCUGUGCCCUUGAGGAGCUACGACUGGUCUUUGGGUCUCUGGGGGACCAACUCUAUGCCCAGCUUCGGGACCUCAGUAAGUCUAGGCCAGGGGAGCCACGGGGCCUGGAGACUGAACAGGGAGGACAAGCCUUGGGAAGAACUUGGAGCUCCUCUGUCCUGCGAGAGGUGGAGAGUGACCCCUCCCUGCCCCUGCCAGCCUCCAGCUCUUCUGAGGAACUCAGCUGGAUCAUCGAACUUCUGGAGAAGGAUGGCAUGGCCUUCCAGGAGGGCCUGGGAGACUUGGGCGCCUUUGAUCAGGGAAGCCCUUUUGGCCCCGAGCUGUUGGAUGAUGGCCGCCAGGCCAGCCCCUACUACAGCAGUAGCUAUGGCCCUGGAGCACCCUCCCCUGGUAGCUCUGACGUCUCUACUGCAGGGACCACUACUCCCCAGAGCUCUCACUCCUCUGACUCCGGUGGAAGUGACUUGGACCUGGAUCUCACUGAUAGCAAGGUCUUCCCUAGAGAUGGCUUUCCUGACUAUAAGAAGGGGGAACCUAAGCACGGGAAGAGGAAACGUGGGCGUCCCCGAAAGCUGAGCAAAGAGUACUGGGACUGCCUAGAGGGCAAGAAGAGCAAGCAUGCCCCCAGAGGUACUCAUCUGUGGGAGUUCAUUCGAGACAUCCUCAUCCACCCUGAACUCAACGAAGGCCUCAUGAAAUGGGAGAACCGGCAUGAGGGUGUGUUCAAGUUCCUUCGCUCAGAGGCCGUGGCCCAACUAUGGGGCCAAAAGAAAAAGAACAGCAACAUGACCUAUGAAAAGCUGAGCCGGGCCAUGAGGUACUACUACAAACGCGAGAUCCUGGAACGGGUGGACGGCCGUAGGCUUGUCUACAAGUUCGGCAAGAACUCCAGUGGCUGGAAGGAGGAAGAGAUCAUAGAGAGUCGGAAUUAAGGGUUAGGACAGGACCCAGGACCUGACUCAGACACGAACUUGAACUGAAUGAAGCCUUCUUGGAAGGACAGGCAGGCCGGAAGGCCCCCUUAAUGUGGAUGUGUUCCCUGUGUUGCUGUAGAGAGGAGGAACCCGUCCAUCGGUUGUGUUGUAUCAUGAAGUACAGCCUGUGUGGCCUCUUGCCCUCCUUUUGGAAUUACAAGCCCCAGGGUUUGAAGCGACUUGUUCGCUGACUCUACAGCUGUGAGUCCAGCUCCUUCCAGCCCCAGCACUGACUGCCGAAGAGACCCACCUGCAGAUGCCUGGGCUCAGCCAAGGAGGCUGGGGAGACCGAGGGAGGAGAGUACAGGGACAGAAGGGGCAGGGUUGCCUUCUUCAACACUUCCUCCACCUCUCGGCCCAGUACUCAGGCUCCACAUGCGGGGGUCAGAGCGUCCCUAAUUUAUGUGCUAUAAAUACUCCACGUGUACAUAGAGAGCUAUUUUUUUUUUCUAAAGCAUCCCCCUCCCUGCUCUUCUCCCACUGAGUGCUGGUGGCCAGAUUGAUUGUUCUGGGGCUCCUAACCGGACCAGCAAGAAGUGGGGUGAUGCCAGAACCCUCAAGAUGGGGUUCCUGGAGGCUUAGGCCUCCAAUAAAGUGCCGUCUAGGCUUU